Messenger RNA from Gigantopelta aegis, 3358 nucleotides. RefSeq names its product mitochondrial import inner membrane translocase subunit Tim22-like. The transcript is spliced from 4 exons. The coding region runs from base 35 to 640 and encodes 201 amino acids. NCBI's taxonomy places the organism in Eukaryota, Metazoa, Mollusca, Gastropoda, Neomphalida, Peltospiridae. Gene Ontology annotation, biological process: protein insertion into mitochondrial inner membrane. Gene Ontology annotation, cellular component: TIM22 mitochondrial import inner membrane insertion complex. The record is from RefSeq and is a predicted model, not a curated record. Gene Ontology annotation, molecular function: transmembrane protein transporter activity.
AUUUGGCUGCUAGAAUCCGCUCGGUGAACGCAGCAUGGCUGCGUCCGUGGAAGAUGUGGUCCCAAGACAGUUAUUGAGCAAACCCAAUCUUAGUUCAAAACAUAAUGUGGCUUAUUUGCAGCCUGAUGACGUGAAAGACUUUAAUUUAAUCAUAGAUAAUAUUAUUGGUAAAAAGAAACCGCGGACGAGUGUAAUGAUUCCAUUAGGAAUGAUCCCCCAAAUGCCAAAAUCAAAACAGGAGAUUAUGAUUGCGGGUGCUUUUGAAAGCUGCACAUUCAAAUCAAUUGCAAGUUGUGUUUUAGGUUUUGCUAUUGGUGGGGUAUUUGGUCUGUUCACAGCAGGGAUUGACCCAAUGUCUACGAUAACAACAGAGACGCCCACGACAAGAAUAGUUUUGAAAGAGAUGAAAGCUCGCGCUAUGUCAUAUGGAAAGAACUUUGCUAUUGUUGGAUGUAUGUUUGCUGGAACUGAAUGUCUGUUAGAAUCGUAUCGUGGGAAGAGUGAGCUGUUAAAUGGAACACUGUCAGGAGGAAUUGUUGGAGGAGCACUUGGUUUACGAGCUGGAGUGAAAGCUGGCAUCCUCGGUGCAGCGGGAUUUGCAUUGUUCUCCACUGCCAUCGAUUACUACAUGAGGCACUAACCAAGGCUACAGUACCAGACACUCCUAGAAUCACCACCAAGAUGUGCAUUGGAUGGAGUGUUUGUGUACUUGACUACAUUUUUGUUGUGUGUGUGAGUGGGUGUGCAGAAGAGAUUCAUCUAUACCAGAACAAACUAUUUCAGUAGUGGCACUAAGAUUGCAUCAGAAGAGGUUCGCAAUGUCAUUGUCCAGAGAGAAUCAAGUGUGAAAUCUUAUGUUAUACAUGUUUGUUAGCACAAAUAAAUAUUUUGAGACUUUUAAAAACCGUAAUUCAGUGCAUUCACACAGAGAUUAACUUGUUAAUGAUAUAGGAUAUUGGUAUUAUCCUGUGAUGGUAAGAAUAGGAAAUUCCAUGAGGCUUGCUGAGUGAAAUUUCUCAUUCGACCUGAACAGGAUAAUGCCGAUAUCCGACGUCAUUAACUAGUUAUUAUUUUUAUCCUGCAGACCAUACAAAUUAAGGGGAAAAGGUAUUAUUUCUGUUAUUUCAGCUACAUUAUAUGAUAAUCUAGAGGUCAAAUCUGUGAUUUUGUAAUGCAGCUAUGCGUGUGACGUCACAUAAGUGAUGUCAAAAGUCAUCUGCUAGUAUACGUUUAUGAUUUUGCUUUAAUCAGUCGUCAUAUCGGCCAAUAGAAACAGUGUUGCAGGAUAAAAUGUAAUUAUAUAUUGUUAAACAAACUGUUCACCGCAUAUUCUGUCAAAAGUCAUAAACAUCUGCAGAAUAUUUGCAAAAAGUACAAAUACUUUGAAUGCAAACUUGACUUUCAUCAUGUCAUAGUUAGUACAUUAACAUUUCAUUUGUCACUAAAAUGAUUUUUUUUUUUUAGAAAAAGAUUAUCUGAACUUAAUUGUAUAUAACUUAAUAAGUAUAUAAACAUUAAACGGUUAAAAUAUAUCCAAUCAAAUAGGCAAACAAAAUUACUGUAGAUCCUGAAAUUAACGCGUCCAGGCCUCCCAGACCUCCAAUAUUUCCUAUAUUUUUCGCAGUGAAAUGUAGCCACCCUGUCAGAAAUUCAGCAGAUACUUUGAAUGUGGGAGAUCUGUAUCAAGUGCCAAUCAAGAUCCUGCUCACCUGAUUAGGUGAGGAGGAUGUAUUACUGAUGCAAUAUGCACCAACUUUCAAAGUAUCCUGGAUAUGGGCAUGGACUGCUGGCAAGCCUUGGUAUAUAAUUGUGGAGGUAGUAGAUGGUAUCUUGUGUACAUAUGCAAGGUAAGAACAUACCAUUAGCAGGGUUAGAUCUUAACAGUAGUCUGGUAGUUUGAGACUACCUGGAAUUAACAGGACUACCUGAAGCUGCAAACAUGUAGUCCUUUGGACCACCUGGAAAUAAAAACAUUAUUUAGCACAGAUGUAACAUUUUGUGGAUCUCCUGACCUAUUUCAAACAGCAGAAACAGAGGCUUGUUCAGAAAACAGUUAUAUUGAGUAUAACUUUACUGGACCCCAUCAUAUCACAUUCAUGUACAGUACACAAAAAUUAUUUUGGUCAGAACUGUUGCUGCAUCCGGUCUAAAAUAAACGUGCACGAGUUACACAUUUUGUAGUUGAUGCAGUCUUCCGCUAAAAUACAAUCAUCUUGAAUUCGAAACAUAACCGCUGGAUUCCUCACACAUUUUCAUAGAAUGGUAGUUUAAUUUACCAACGUUACGUCAUAAUGAAAGAACUGUGAAAUUGACCCUUCUCAGCAAAACAAUAAUAAUAUAUCCAUUGGCAGUUGUUGCAGGUUUUUCGUAAAAUGGUACAUGCGUUAUCAGAGUUAAAUUUAGGCAAGGUGUGCCGAUAGAUAUGCCAAUACAGAAAUUAUCGAUACGGUGCAUAUUAAUUUCCACUGAGUUGCAAAAAUGCCAUCCUCCCCCACCAUUUUAAUGCAAAACUGCUUGCAUGUUUCAAUCAACUAUUCAUCUCAGGUUACAUCAUUUAAUAAUAUUUAUUAUGUUCAAUCUAUUAUCUAACAUUAAACAAAUGUUUUGAUUGAAACAAUUAUAAUAGUUCUACAUAUAUCUACAGUCAGGUUAUUAAUAAUGGAUCACAAUGAAUAAGAGAUUGUUUGAGAUAAAACAAAUAGUUUAAAAAUAUGGACCACCUGAAACUUCAAGGGACUAUCUGAAAUGAAAGCCAGUUAGUCCUGUUAACCCUGAUUAGUAAUGUAAAUGUCUUUAGAAAUCCAUGUAAAAUGCCUAUAAUCAUGAUAAUCGGUCCUAUAAAACUCAUAUUUUGGUAUGCAAAUUCCUAUAUUUCCUAUGUUUUAAUAUGUACAAGUGGCUGGGAGGCCUGCACGUCCCUAAAUUAAUGCGAGUGACGGUGGGCAGACUGAAAUUAAUGCGAAUGGCCUCCCUUUGAAAUAUUACUUUCCUAAUAACACAAGUACUUUUUGGUUAAAUUUGAGUUACAGGCGUCUUCAAUGAGAUCAACUCACUAAAAUGCCAGUGUACACAUCAAGUCACCUGUUCCUCAUAUGCCGCUGUGUAACGGCCUGAGCAUAAUAAAGUUCUGUUCUGUUCUGUUUAGUCCCUUUCAUUUACCUAAUGUGUAUAGUUACCUAAAUCUGGCUAAACAUUAUCAUACAUGUACCAUUACAACUGUAUCUUCCUAAGAUAUGCAGAGAAAGUUGCAGCAAACUAUAACCGUAAAAACAAAGACUUUUGUCUGACUAUUGGACAGUUAGUCUGUUUUGCCUACGAUGAAAUGUGCUCCAGUUUUAUAAAUGUAUUAGAAUGUUAA